Molecule: messenger RNA, 3910 nt
Organism: Mizuhopecten yessoensis (Yesso scallop)
Lineage: Eukaryota; Metazoa; Mollusca; Bivalvia; Pectinida; Pectinidae
Product: D-aspartate oxidase-like
Exons: 12
Coding region: 2594-3607 (337 amino acids)
Molecular function (GO): D-amino-acid oxidase activity; FAD binding
Source: RefSeq, a predicted model, not a curated record
AGGUAAGGCCUAACAUACUGAGAGCGAAAUCUGAUCGUGUGCGACGGGGAAAACUUUGAAUGAGCUUUGCACAUAAGUGAUGUACAGUUUCAAUACGAGACAAAUCAGUUUCUGUUAGAGAAAACCAAAUAGGCUUCUAUAACUUUGCACCUGUCAUUGGAUUGAUCUCAGUACCGAAAAGGUUACAAUGGAGUGGGGCAAAACAUUGACUACGUAGCUUGUUAACAAUCACAUUGAUAUCUGGACAGCCAGGUUUGAAUUUGUUUAAGAAGAUGCCGACGUGUUUUGUCCCAACAGCCUCUGAGACAACUUUAUUGCCGAGAGACCAGCUCCGCAUCGUCUUUGAGAAAGCAUUUUUACCUUAAUUAAAGACAAUCACAACAGACUUAGACGCGUUGUAUUUGAAUCUCCAUUGACAGCUGUAAGUGUAGCAGAUAUCCUUGAGAUUGUCCAGACCACGUUUACAAAGCGAUAACAACGUAAUAUCGUCAGCUUGUGUUGGAUAAGUUACAUUAACGUCUUGAAUGAGAAAUGAAUACUUUGCAGCGCACGAAUCAUUUAACAAAUCAUUAAUAAAAAGUGUAUAGAACCAAGGGGAGAUAAUGCUUCCUUGACGCGUACCUUGGCAGACUUUGAAAAAAUCAGAAACGAAGCCUUCGUGCAAAACAGCACUAAACCUAUUUUCAUAUAAAGAAGCAAUAAUAUGAAUAUACUCUGAUUUAAAGCCGAUGCUGGCGAGUUUAAAAAAUAGGCCAUUAUGCCAUAAGCAGUCAAAUGCUUUGGCGGCAGCUAGGAAGCAAGCAAACAAUUUACUGUUAUUGUCACAAGCAUACGAAACAGACUCGUGGACUAAGUAAGACCUGUGGAAUUCGUUAAAUAAAACACAUAAACAGUUGUAACAUCAAAAUCUUCACCUGAGGUUUCGGAAUAUAUAUCUGCAAAAUCGUAAGCUGAACUAUCUUUGCAGUGUCAUUUCUGUAUUCUAGGGUAAUAAAGGAUUACAAAUAUGCAAAAGAAACUAUAAUUAUAAAAACUGAAACAUUUAAUGUGGAAUUCAUACUUUCAGGCCCAAUACUGGAAACUGGCUUACAGAGCAUAGCAACAUACGUACACUUAUUUAAUUUGAAUACAAUGUAAUGUUGAUAAGAUACUGGGAAGUAGACGUUUGAAAAGACAAUUUGCUAUGAUGUCAAUAAUGCGAAGGUAACUGUAAAUACCGCAAAUGCUGUAAAUUUUCAUAUUAAUUAACAGUUAAUCAACCAAAUUCUGCUUAAAAACAUCCCUUUAUAACACCUUUUUUAUUUUCUGUAGCAUAAAAUAAGCUCAUGAACUUGUCCACAUCACAUCCAUAACAAUAUGCAUAGCAUCACUUUGAAGGCGUUUCAUUGAUACCACUUUGUAAAAGUUAUCUCGAAAGAUUUACUGAUGGAAACUAGAAUGUUACAUGUAUUUAUUUCACACACAAAAAAGUUAAAUGGUAGUGUUCUAGUUUCCUCCCUCAUGUCACACUUCUGGUACUCAUUAGUGUGGAUAGACUCAUAUAUAUAACAUAUGAUAUAUCCUUGUUCACGUCGUACCUUCACACACCCAAGGAUAUCUAUUAUAGCUUAGGUUGUUGCCCAAACGUUGGCUGACGUCAUUUUAGAAAAUAAAUAUGCGCCUCUGAGUUUUAUGAUCUUGUUGGGCGAUGUAGGUACCGUUUAUUCAUGUGUUUUCCGGGCAUUAUUCACAUGGGUAAGUAUUUCUGUAGGCUCGUGACAUUAGUGUAUUAGAGUUCUUUCCCUUCGUACAUGUUCGUUGUCUACAAAACCAUGGGUAGGUAGGAAAAAGACCCGAGUUGAUACAAGAGGUAGAAAAAACAUUGAAAAUGUGUACAAGUACGGAAAAUCUUAUUACACAAUUGCAAGGCGAGGAAGUUCAUUAAAUUGGAGACGAUGUGGGCGACCAAAAUUGUCAACAAAUCGGGAACAACUCGGCGGCUGAUUUUGCGGGACCUGACUGCACGAUUCAACAUUCGGGUAGGAUACAUGUAGGAUACAUUUAUUAUCCGAUUACCGGGAACCGUAUGAGGAGAGUUGGUUUCUGUCAACAGAACAUUGUGUGGAAUGUCCGGCAAAACAACCGGUCAAAAUUGUUAUUUUAGUGACGAAACCAAAAUGAUUAAUGGUGAAAAACAGAAAGUGUUCGUUCGGAGUAAAGCAGUCAAACGUUUGGAUAAUCUUUUGUGGCCAGUUAUAGCUAGAUAUUUUCCAAAUUGACUCUGGAUUUUAAAAAAAAUAGGAAAGAGUAUUCUUAAAUCUUCCGUCGCCAGCACAAAGUCCGGAUCUCAAUCUAAUUGAAAACGUGUGGCGAGUGCUGAAAAUACGACUCAAGAGACGAGUAAACGAAGUCCGGAACGCAGAGGACUUUAAACGGGUAGUAAAUGACGUCUGGUUCAGCCUUCCAAUUCAGUUCACAAUACAUCUUCAGCACACACGCAGCUUGCCGGGCAGUAUACGUCAUGUGUAAAGAGCUAGGGGACAUAUAAACAAGUACUAAAUUUUUAAGGAAAGUGUGGCAUUCUGACUGGGAAGGACAACAUUAUUCGUACAUAAUGGUAAACAUCAUUGUGAUUGGUGCCGGAGUUGUUGGUCUCUCUACAGCGGUCAAUUUACAGAGGGUUCUGCCAGGAGUAAAGGUCAAGGUCGUUGCUGACAGGUUCUAUGACGAAACGACAAGCAUUGGAGCUGGAGGAAUCUUCUUACCUACAACAACAAAUAUCCCCGGGAUACCUUCUGACACACUGAAGCGAUGGUGUGAGACGUCUUGGAGUGCCUACUCCAAAAUGGCAACCUCCGACCUAGCAAAUACCACUGGACACAUAGUAUCGCAUGGGUACCUGUUCAAGAAAACUAAGACAAAGACGCCGUUGUAUGCCAGUAUUGUGUUCUCAUACCGGGAAAUGCUGCCAGACGAACUCAUCCGACUAGGAGUCAACAGCAGCUUUAUAUUCGGAUAUGAGAUAACAACAAUAAUCACUAAUAUGAGGAAAUAUCUGUCCUGGCUGAUGAAACAAUUCACAGAUAACGGUGGCAUGGUGGAAAAGAGGAAAAUCGGAAGUUUAAGUGAAUUGUACGGUCAUUGUGAUGUAGUGGUCAACUGUUCCGGACUGGGCAGUCAGCAGCUCUGUGGAGACAAACUCAUAUAUCCAGUGCGUGGACAGGUUAUAAGGGUGGAUGCUCCCUGGGUGAAGGACUGGAUCUAUACUGACACAAUGACACAUAUACUUCCGAGCGAUGAUUAUACUUUGCUCGGGGGAGUGAAAGAUAGAGAAAACUCUUCCAUGAUGCCAGAUCAGUCUAUCAAACAAGGAAUUCUGGACAGGUGCCACGAAGUAUGGCCUGCGAUAAAGGGAGCGCGGAUAAUAGGAGAUUGGGUAGGUCUGAGGCCAAUGAGAAACCCUAUCAGACUAGAAAAGGAAACUAUACGACUACCAAACGGAAUGUUGAGGGUUGUGCAUAACUAUGGCCAUGGGUCCAAUGGUGUGGCUCUAGGCUGGGGAACCGCUGUUGACGCGACAGAAAUGGUUAAAGAGCUAAUAUCUGGGAUAACGUCGUCGAAACUCUAAAGUUGUCUUAGCAUUGUUAAAAAUGGAAUAACAAGUUGUGGCUUCAAUUUGUACGGAUACCAUUAUAUAAGAAAGGCGAUCCUGCUAAAGCGACAGAAAAAUAGUAUACAGUAUGAAACACAUCACCAUUCAUUGGUUAUGUAAUGCAAAAAAUGUUAGCUGAUUUUUUGGAUUUUGACGACAAUGUUUAUUUUACAUUUUCCUGGCUUCGAUUUACUCAUGCAAAGUAUAAUGUAUGUACAAUAUUUCUUAAUUACUUUUGUACGUUUGUUAAUUUUUUUUAUUAUAUAACGAAUAAAAGCA